AGAGAGAAACCCUGUCUCGAAAAAAAUAAAAUAAAAAAUAAAAAAUGAAAGAUAAUCUAGGAGUUGACAUUUGCGGAGGCCAGGAUGGUGUUGCUCGAGAGCGAGCAGUUCCUGACGGAGCUGACCAGGCUCUUCCAGAAGUGCCAAUUGUCAGGCAGCGUGUUCAUCACCCUGAAGAAGUAUGAUGGUCACACCAAACCUACUCCACGGAAGAGGUCUGUGGAGGGCUUCGAGCCUGCAGAAAACAAGUGUCUGUUAGGAGCCACAGAUGGGAAAAGGAAGAUCAGCACUGUGGUGAGUUCCAAAGUGAGUAAGUUUCAGACAGCCUAUUCAAACCUACUGAUAGCUAACAUGGAUGGGCUGAAGAAGAAGGACAAGAAGAACAAGAAGAAGAGGACCAAGCCAGCACAGUGACGGCCGUGGCCAUUAGCAACAGCUGAAGAGCAGUUUCCUGUUUGCUGCUUCUGGCGUCCUCUGAGGUAACUGUUUUCAUGGGAGGGUCGGUCAAGAGAGAAGGGUUGGCCAGGCGGUGGUGGCGCACGCCUUUAAUCCCAGCACUCGGGAGACAGAGGCAAGCGGAUCUCUGUGAGUU
Messenger RNA from Peromyscus leucopus (white-footed mouse), 592 nucleotides. RefSeq names its product signal recognition particle 14 kDa protein-like. Gene Ontology annotation, biological process: SRP-dependent cotranslational protein targeting to membrane. Gene Ontology annotation, cellular component: signal recognition particle, endoplasmic reticulum targeting. NCBI's taxonomy places the organism in Eukaryota, Metazoa, Chordata, Mammalia, Rodentia, Cricetidae. The transcript has a single exon. Gene Ontology annotation, molecular function: endoplasmic reticulum signal sequence receptor activity; 7S RNA binding. The record is from RefSeq and is a predicted model, not a curated record. The coding region runs from base 85 to 414 and encodes 109 amino acids.